Messenger RNA from Thlaspi arvense, 1401 nucleotides. The record is from the annotation of a GenBank genome assembly. Lineage: Eukaryota; Viridiplantae; Streptophyta; Magnoliopsida; Brassicales; Brassicaceae.
AUGUCAAUGGCAGCAACAGUUUCUUCUUCUAGGAUCACAAGCUCUGGUUUCUCUCGUUCUGGAAUUUCUUCAGAUCCCAAAGUAUCGCAUAUUGGUUCGUUGAGAUUGUUGGAUCGUGUUCAUGUCACUCCGAUGUCUCUGAAUCUAUCUGGGAAGCGAUCAUCUGUUAAACCCUUAAACGCAGAGCCAAAGACAAAAGACUCUAUGAUUCCUCUCGCAGCAACAAUGGUAGCAGAAAUCGCAGAGGAAGUAGAAGAAGUAGUAGAGAUUGAGGAUUUUGAACAACUUGCAAAGAAGCUAGAGAAUGCUUCACCUCUUGAGAUCAUGGAUAAAGCCCUCGAGAAAUUCGGGAACGAUAUCGCCAUCGCAUUUAGUGGUGCAGAAGAUGUUGCUUUGAUUGAGUAUGCUCACUUAACCGGGAGACCAUAUAGAGUAUUUAGCUUGGAUACAGGGAGAUUAAACCCGGAGACGUACCGGUUCUUGGAUGCUGUGGAGAAACACUAUGGGAUUAGGAUUGAGUAUAUGUUUCCUGACUCUGUUGAGGUUCAAGGUUUGGUUAGGAGCAAAGGAUUGUUCUCAUUCUACGAAGAUGGGCAUCAAGAGUGUUGCCGUGUGAGAAAGGUGAGACCUUUGAGGCGUGCACUCAAGGGUUUAAGAGCUUGGAUCACUGGUCAGAGGAAAGAUCAAUCUCCUGGAACGAGGUCUGAGGUUCCGAUUGUUCAGGUGGAUCCUGUUUUCGAAGGUUUAGAUGGUGGAGCAGGUAGUUUGGUGAAGUGGAACCCUGUUGCGAAUGUGGAAGGGGACCAUGUUUGGAGCUUCUUGAGGACGAUGGAUGUUCCGGUCAACACAUUGCACGCGGCAGGGUAUGUUUCAAUCGGUUGUGAGCCGUGCACGAGGGCGGUUUUACCGGGACAGCACGAGAGAGAAGGGAGAUGGUGGUGGGAAGAUGCGAAGGCUAAAGAGUGUGGGCUUCACAAAGGGAACAUCAAGGAUGAUGCUAACAAGGGUGAUGGUGUAAACGGGAAGUCGAAACCUGUUGUUGAGGAUAUCUUCAAGAGUGAGUCUCUUGUGGCUUUGAGCAGGCAAGGGAUUGAGAAUCUGAUGAAGUUGGAGAACAGGAGAGAGCCUUGGAUCGUCGUGCUUUAUGCUCCUUGGUGUCCGUUUUGUCAAGCCAUGGAAGCUUCGUACGAUGAAUUGGCGGAGAAAUUGGCCGGAAGUGGGAUUAAGGUUGCGAAGUUUAGAGCGGAUGGUGAACAGAAGGAGUUUGCUAAGCAGGAGUUGCAGCUUGGGAGCUUCCCUACCAUACUCGUCUUCCCCAAGAACUCUUCAAGACCGAUCAAGUAUCCUUCUGAGAAGAGAGACGUUGAUUCUUUGACUUCGUUCUUGAAUCUUGUCCGGUAA